Molecule: messenger RNA, 2070 nt
Organism: Achroia grisella
Lineage: Eukaryota; Metazoa; Arthropoda; Insecta; Lepidoptera; Pyralidae
Gene: TRAM
Product: translocating chain-associated membrane protein 1
Exons: 9
Coding region: 133-1275 (380 amino acids)
Biological process (GO): ceramide biosynthetic process; protein insertion into ER membrane; SRP-dependent cotranslational protein targeting to membrane, translocation
Cellular component (GO): endoplasmic reticulum membrane
Molecular function (GO): sphingosine N-acyltransferase activity
Source: RefSeq, a predicted model, not a curated record
CCAAGUGGGGGGUUUUGACGUUUGACCGCGUAGCAGUGAAAGUGUCACGUCGUUCAGUGUUUUGUCAGAAAUAUUUUGUUUUAAUUUAAAAUUCUUAUUGACUUUGAAUUGAUAUAGGUUAUUGCCGGGAUAAUGGGUGUAAAACCUGCAAUUGGAAGGAAAUCUAACAAGAACCCUCCAAUUUUUAGUCAUGACUUCGUAAUUCAGAACCAUGCCGACAUAGUUUCAUGUGUAGUUAUGUUGUUUUUGGUCGGACUGAUGGUACAGUCGACAAGUCCAAUAGCAAGUUUAUUCAUCAGUCUUCAUCAUAACGUCAGUGGCGUCGAACCAACACGAGAAUCUCCGAAAGGGGAACCCUUUUUCUAUGAAGCUGGAUGGAAAGAUGCGUGUGCAGUAUUCUUUUACUCACUUGUCUGUAUUGUGAUGCAUGCAAUUCUGCAAGAGUAUUUCUUAGAUAAAAUAUCAAAGAAAUUCCACCUUUCAAAAUCAAGACUGAGCGCUCUGAAUGAAUCUGGGCAGUUGGUUGUUUUCCACCUGGUAACUCUGCUCUGGGGAGGUGAUGCUAUCCUACGGGAAGGGUUCAUUUUCAACAUAUCACAAUUGUGGGACCGUUAUCCUGAUCACCCUAUGAGUUUCUUGCUGAAGCUAUGGUGGAUUGUCCAAGCUGCUUACUGGAUACACACCAUCCCCGAGUUAUACUUUCAGCGCAUUAAGAAAGAUGAGUGGGCAGGUCGUAUCAGGCAUGCUGCAGGAGCCUUUGCUUUUAUAGCUUUGGCUUAUGGGUUCAAGUUCCAGCGAGUGGGAGUAUCUUUAGUGGUAUUGCACUCAUUGGCGGAAUUUGUGGCACACAUUCAUCGUCUAAACACCAUUCUCAGAGGGGAGCGGGAAGACUUUUUAGAUAAAUUUGUAAGCUUGGUGAAUGGCAGCGUGUUUGUGAGUGUGCGUUUGUGCUCGCUGGUGUUGGGAGUGCUAACGUUUUACUUCGGACUCGCCGGUGCCGCGCCGUUGCUGCUUCGCGUCGGUGCACUCUCUCUUCUGGUUUCAUUCCAAGUGUACUUAAUGUACAAUUUCAUAUCUGAUGCGAUAAAACAGAGAGAAGAGUCAAGUCAGGCUGCACAGAGUAAGCCUAAAAAAGAGAAGAAAGAGAAACCUAAAAAAGAGAAAGUAAGAAAAGUCGUGAAUGAAGAGUCGGACCUGCCCGAAGUGGAUCAGAAUACAAACAAGACGCUACGACAGCGACAGGCGGCUGCUGCCGCCGCUGCUAAGGCCAAGUGAGGGAGGGCGCACAUUCAGCUACAUUAAUUUGACUCUAAGCUAAUCAUGUUAGGUUGUUUUCAUCUCAUAUCUCACUGAGACUUUCCACUAUUAAAUCUUAUUUUCUUCCUCGAGUCUUACCAUCAAUGAUUGUUGAAGCACAAAAUGCGUUGACAGACUGUUGGCUGGCAUUUAUCUGUAAUUUAAAUUGUAUAUACACAGUUAUAUUGUGUUAUGUCACAAUAAAACUUAAGGAUGAAACUGGAAACUAUGUCAUAGUUUUUUGUUUGUAGUAGCCUAAAAUGAUGAAAAGAAGCUUGUGAACAAAAUUAUGGUGUAGAAAUUUUUAUAAUAUUUACAACUUAAAACAUGGUUUUAUAAUGAUAAAUCAACAUUGAUUCAGACUGCGAAACAUGCUAUCGUCAUUAAACGUUAUAGUGGAUACAGGGUUGUAAAAUAUCUCCUAAAGUGUAAAAAUAACAAGGACUCUAGGUUUAAUAAAGAAAAUGUUGUUUAUAUGAAUAUAUUGAAUAAGAAUUAUGAAAUACUGUGUGUUCAUACACAUUAAACGAUGAAAAUUCCAUUUUGUGUUUGCAUUUUAAGUUUUGAAUAAAUAUUUAUUGUAUGAAUUCCAGUACAGAUUUAUUUUUAUAGAUUAUUUGUGGAAAUUUCUAUAUUUUUACUUAACUGUUUUUUUAUAUAUAAUUUCAACUAAUUUAAAAAUUAUUUGGUGCUCAUUGAGUAAUAUAUUUUUUACUGAAUGUUUUAAAUAACUUUAACCUAUGUCAGAGAUUAUUAUACUUCAUAACAGUCUUU